GGUAAAUCUUGCCCACAUUGCUGUUGAUGUUUUAUAUACGUCCAGCCAAAUCAAGAUACCCCUUUCCGCUCCCCCUACAUUGUAAAUUGCUGGCCUGCUGGGGAGCGAAGACGGUUGGCCAUGCCUGGGAAAGCGUACCGGCGUGUUAAACAAUCGACAAGCUGGAAACAAGAACAUGUAUCAAUCACCUCAGGCGGCCAGCUACUGCUUGGCCGUCUGGGCAUUCCUUGGUGUUUACCUAGGUCGGUGGCCAUUUAGGUACUGUACCACUGGUUAUCACGUCUGUGAAAAUUUACCCCGCCAACCCCUCCAAUAGCAAAUCAGUCAACAAUAUCCAACAUCCUAUUCCAGGCAACCUCGCAAACAUUAAAGGGAACAAAUUCCAAGACCGACUGGAGACCACUUUCCCAUUGUCGAGAUCAUCUCGACAUCGUUACCCAGAAGAACAGGGGAGAAGAAAAGUAAAAAGGUGGCAAAUCACCUCCCCCACCAUCCAACCAUGGCACCCCCGUCCGCACUCGUCAUCGCGACGCAGUCGGUCCAGCGCCUCGUGAAGGAGGAGACAUACUACCAUAAGGAGUUAGUGGGCCAGAAGGUCCGCGUCCAGAAACUCGAGGACGGUCUCAAGAACGGCAGCGCGGACGCCGACCAGAACGCCGAGUAUGUCCUGAGGCAGGAGAAAAUGGCCGCAGCCGAGACUGAGAAGAUGUUUGGUCCGCUGCGCGAGCGCAUCUCGGACGCGGUCCGGAAGCUCGAGGAGCAGAUCGCGCUGGGCGAGAGCGAGGGGGCCGGGGACGAGGAGCUGGCGAAGGCGAGGGAGGCGUUGAAGGCUGGGCAGCUGGUGGCUGGGACGGAGGAGGUCUGA
Molecule: messenger RNA, 865 nt
Organism: Phialemonium atrogriseum
Lineage: Eukaryota; Fungi; Ascomycota; Sordariomycetes; Cephalothecales; Cephalothecaceae
Product: tubulin binding cofactor A
Exons: 2
Coding region: 500-865 (121 amino acids)
Biological process (GO): post-chaperonin tubulin folding pathway; tubulin complex assembly
Cellular component (GO): microtubule cytoskeleton; cytosol
Molecular function (GO): beta-tubulin binding
Source: RefSeq, a predicted model, not a curated record